Messenger RNA from Mucor mucedo, 2039 nucleotides. RefSeq lists its product as uncharacterized. Gene Ontology annotation, cellular component: plasma membrane. The transcript is spliced from 3 exons. The record is from RefSeq and is a predicted model, not a curated record. Gene Ontology annotation, molecular function: oxidoreductase activity. NCBI's taxonomy places the organism in Eukaryota, Fungi, Mucoromycota, Mucoromycetes, Mucorales, Mucoraceae. The coding region runs from base 22 to 1809 and encodes 595 amino acids.
UGUAAUUAUUAGUAUUGAAAAAUGGCAUACACCGUCAGAGUAGGAACAAACUUUGUAGUGGGGUAUAUGUAUACCGUCUUCUUCUGGGCUUUAUUUAUGCUCUAUUGUAUCUUUUAUCAAUUGAACAAACUCAGAGUCUAUCACAUCAGAAAGCAAAGAAUCGCUGGUAAUGACACCAAGGUUGUUACUGAUCUACCCGGAACAAAGUUUUUCGCAAAAUUAGAUCGUGUUGUGCGCAUUCCCUACUGCACUGAAAUGAUUUCUAUCAAAGAUAUCAUUGGCGUCUCUUUAUUUGUCUUUGUUAAUGCUAUCUUUAGUUUGUUUGCUCCUUUCUCAUAUGUUAAAGGCGAAGAAUUUGUUUUGGCAGCCUCUGGCUACAUGGAUCGUCGUGUUUCUUUCAUUGGUAUGGCCAACUGGGGUUUCGUGUUCUUCCUUGCUCAAAGAAACUCUCUUUUGACAAUGUUAUGUGGUUGGACCGUUGAAGAACUUCUUCCUAUGCAUCGUAUUAUUGCUCGUAUUGGUCUUCUCGAAUUCAUUCCCCAUUUCGUUUUGCGUAUUGUACAAGGUUACCAAAGAAAUGGUAUCCCAAUGGAAGCUCUCUUCAAAGAUGCUGAAUACACCUCUGGUACCAUCUCCAUGUUUGGCUUUUUCCUCAUGUUCCUCACUUCAUUUGAAUAUGUCCGUCGUAACUACUUCGAAGUGUUUUACUACUGUCACAUUAUUUUCAUGAUCAUUGGUAUGGCUUUUGGUUGCUGGCACGAAACCACUUGUUUCGUCUUCAUGUUCCCCGCUCUUGGUAUCUGGUUCUUCGAUCGUGUCUACCGUUCCUACAAUAGUUGGGGUUUGAAGACUACCAAUGUUCGCGUUGAUACCGUUGCUCCUACCACCGCCAACCAAGAGGGUAUUGUCAGAGUUUUGUUCGAAAACGGCAACAUGUCCAGAUUCAAGCCCGGUCAAUAUGUUUACGUCAUUAUGGCCAAGAGUGGUCGCAAGUUCUUAAAGUACGCUAACUGGCAUCCUUAUACUAUCUCUGAAAUCUUCCGUGUAAAGAAUAAUGCUGACGGUGGUGUUGAAGAACGUAUUAUUGAAAACGCUGUUAACGAAAAGGGUGGAAAGGGUGAAAAGACAGCUGUCGAAUCUCUUGAUAUGGUCUCUAUGUCUGAUACUUCUAGUCUCCGUCGUCGUGCAAACGGUCUCCAUAGUGAUGGUACUUCUACUGUUGCUUCUUUCCAUUUGAAGGCUCUUGGUAAAAAGACUGAUGGUCUCUUAAACUAUGCUACUGCCAAUCAAGAAAUCAAGGUCAUUGUUGACGGUCCCUACGGUCCUCAUCUCGAUUAUCAAGAUUACCAAGUUCUUGCCUUGUUCGGUACUGGUAUUGGUGUCACCCCUGCUUUAGCCGUUAUUAAGGACGUGAUAGAAAGAAGAUGUAGCGGUGUUCGUACUGUCGCUGUUGAACACAUCUAUCUUACCUGGGCUAUCAAAAAUACUGAGGAAAUUAUUCCCUUCAGAGAUAUGUUUGAGUACUGGACCGACAGACUUAAGUCAUCCGUCCAACCUCUUCACUUGACCGUCACUGUGUUUAUUACAAGAAUGUCUGAAGGACCUGAUGUCUUUGAAAGUCUCCCUGCCUUUAACAUUGUUUAUGGCCAAAGACCUGAUGUUGGUGUUCAAAUGGACAAGAUUAAGACAGUCAACGCUGGUCGUAGAGUCUGGUCCCAUGCCUGUGGUUCUUUUAUCUUCACCAAAAACGUUAUCAACGAAUCAAUCGCUCGUGGCUUCCACGUUCACAACGAAACCUUUGAAUACUAGAUUGGUUUUUUUUUUUUUUUUUUUUUGCAAAAGAAAAACCUUUUCAUUACAUUACCCUGAAAAUAUCUUGCUGUAUUAUAUCAUAUUUUCAUCCCUACUCCCUAUAAUAUAUUAUUUCCCUACUCUUAACACCUUUCCCAUUUUCUUAAUGUAGAUAUUGAUCGCAUAUGUACUCCCAUAUUUUAUAUAUUUUUUUAAUAAACUUGUACUACCUAAUUUAACCCUCCAAA